AAAUUAACAGAUUUAGGUUAAUUUUCUGUCAAAGUAAACAAUGUUGUAAUUGUUUAUAUUUAUAUUGAAUUAAAUUGAAUUUUUAACCAAAAUGUGCUCUGUUGUGAAUGUAAGUGAUUGCUGUCGUGCCUGCCUCCGUAUAGACUGUCCACUAACACCAACAAACGCUCAGGAUGAGGAUUGUGUGAAAUUUUGUGAUAAACUAUUAGCUUGCAUAUCGGAAAUUGAUUGGUCUAAAGAAGGCCUCCCAUCCUUCAUUUGUUCAACUUGUAUUGAUAGACUUCGAGUUUCUUACGAUUUCAGAACGGUUUGUUUACAAUCGGAAAACACACUACAAAAAUGUGUUAGUGGUCAUUUGAGAGGGUUCACAACGAUUUCAGAAAGUGGAACUAUUUCCAAGAUGGAAUUUGGAGGAGCAAAUAUCAUAGAAAAUAUUGUCAUAACGACACAGGAUUCUCCAAAUGCUGAAUAUUUGCAUCUCAAACAUUUUUUAGAUAAUGAAGACGAACUUAAAAAUGAUGUAAAUAUCUCAAGGGGUGCAUCCCCAGCAUUAAUUAGUCAAGAUUCUCAUCUUCAAGAACUAACUAAUAAAUUGUCACAAAAAACUCUCCAUGACCUAGAAGAAAGACAUUUGCAGAACUAUGAUGGUGAAAACCAGCAUUUUGAUUUAUCUACUUUUGGAAAUUCUCAAACUUCCCAAGUGAAUAAUGUAAUAGAACCAAAUUCAAACCAAGUAAAUCAUUCUUCAGCAGUUCAGCAGGAACAACAUCAUGUAAAAUUGAAUAAUGGCGUGCAAAAUAUUUCCAUAGUUCCUAAGGCUGUUAUCAAAAAAACAACAGGUAUUCAAGUUCGUCCACUGUCACCUUCAGCCCAAAACAAAGAAGCAAAGAUAUUCUCUUGCGAAUUAUGUGAUAAAAGUUACAGGAAAAAUGCAAAUUUGAGAAUUCAUAUGAGAACACACACAGGUGAAAAACCAUUUGAAUGUAAAUACUGUGACAAGAGAUUCUAUCAUUCAUCCCAUCUGAGAGAACAUAUUAGAAGACACACUGGAGAGAAACCGUUUCAAUGUGCAGUUUGUAAUAAGAGGUUCACCAUCAAAGGUGAAUUGACUAUGCACAUGAAAUCUCAUACAGGGGAGAAGCCAUAUGCCUGUCCUUGUUGUGAUAGAAGGUGUUUAACAGCAGCUGACUUGAAGGUUCACAUGAGAACUCAUACAGGAGAGAAACCUUUCUCCUGCACCACUUGUGGCAAAAAAUUUGCUAGCACUUACAUACUUAAAUCACACAUAAAAACACACACAGGCGAACGACCUUAUACUUGCACAAUUUGCCUCAAAACAUUCACUCAAUCUUCACAUUUGAAUGUACACAUGAGAAAACAUACUGGGGAGAAGGUUGCUUGUAAAAUAUGUACUGCAGAAUUUACUCACUCAUCACAGCUGACGGUGCAUAUGAGGAAACAUACUGGGAAGCAACCGUAUAAAUGUACCCUUUGUGAUAAAAUAUGUAAUUAUGCAGCAGAGUUACAGAAUCACAUGAUGAAACACACUGGCGAGAAGUUUCAGUGUGUAACAUGUGAUAAAAGAUUCACUACAGCAGCUUAUUUGAAUGAACAUAUAAGGACACAUACAGGUGAAAAUCUAUCAACCUGCACCAUUUGUAAACGUCAAUUCACUCGGCAGCAAUACCUAGAAAAACAUAUGAGAACACACACGGGGGAAAAGCCAUUCACUUGUAUGCAGUGUGGGAAAAAGUUCUCUCAAUCGUCUUCGCUCAAAGUUCAUAUAAGAAUUCACACUGGAGAGAAACCAUAUUCCUGCACCCUUUGUGAUCGGAAGUUUACUACAUCAUCGGAUCUUACUGCUCAUACCAAGAAGCACAAGAAAUACAUUGAUCUGUAAUAAUUUUGCUGUAUAGCACCUAAACCAAGCCGUUAUUGACCUUGUGCAAACCUUUACGACGUAGUGUUUUCAGGACAUUUAUCAACUUAGUGGCAUCAUUUGUGUAAAUUGUGCCAUUUGGGACAGGCGACAGGAAUAAAUAAACCCCACUUAUCGCAGAUUUGAAUUAAGCUUUCAUCAAUACAAAAUAUAACAGAAGAUUCCUUAUUUGCUUCCAGUAACAUGCUACAGAUUAAGCUGAUACUGCAUUGUGAAUAUAUUAAAAAAUGUAUACAUAUAUAUUUAUUAUUUUGAGAUCUUUCUUUACUUCUAAAAUGAGGAUUAUGUUGACGUGGUCGAUACUUGAUGAGAAUCCUUAAUUGAACUACAAAUUAAAUUGCAUAAUUUCCACUAUGAUAGAGUCGUUCAACCACUACGCCUGUUCGGCUUUCACAAUAGCAUCUUCAGAGUGGUAAAAUAACUUAUCUUAGUAAAAAUCAAUGUAAUUCAGUUUCUAGUUUUUUAUUAUAAGAUAUAAGAGAUCUGUUUUAACCUUGAAAUUGUGAUAUUCAUUUGAAAUACUUAUUAAUUUAUAUUUACAAAAAAAUGAUACGAAAUCAAAGAUAUAGAAGACAGAGCUUUAUUCCAUACACUUUAUUUCAAAAGGUUAUAAUUAGGUGAAAUGUAUAUUGUUUUUCUUUGUACAGAGCUGAAAAAAUGAUGAAUAAAACCAAACCUGAGUAGAGUCCUAA
Coccinella septempunctata (seven-spotted ladybird) is the source of this 2631-nucleotide messenger RNA. Its product is annotated as gastrula zinc finger protein XlCGF57.1-like. NCBI's taxonomy places the organism in Eukaryota, Metazoa, Arthropoda, Insecta, Coleoptera, Coccinellidae. The coding region runs from base 92 to 1900 and encodes 602 amino acids. Gene Ontology annotation, molecular function: zinc ion binding. The record is from RefSeq and is a predicted model, not a curated record. The transcript has 6 exons. Gene Ontology annotation, cellular component: nucleus.